AUGAGAGUGAAAGGAAACGACUUAGCUCCGCUAGAGAUUGAGUCGGUCCUGCUGAAGAAGUUCAGGGAAACCCUCACGAAGGGGGCCUUGACAUGGUAUUCACUUUUACCCGAGCACUCGAUAGAUUCCUUGGAAAUGCUCGCAGAUUCGUUCAUCAAGGCCCUUGCUGGGCCAGGAAGUGGACCUGAGAAGUUCAGCCAAUAUCAUUUAAUGGAGAGUGGUGGAGCAAGCCAAACUAAUCGAAAGUAUCAUUCCGGCCAUAAAGCUCCUUGUCAGGUUGUGGUUACACGAGAUGAAGGUUGUGUCGUCAACACACCAUCAACUUUUGAAAUUCCCAACUCUAGAAGGGAUCAAACAAAUAAGGGGAGAUCAACCGGUGGAAAGGGAAAUGAACGCGAUCUCGGGUUCCAGCAGUAUCUCGCUAGGAGUGGCCAUGCACAAGUUAAGCUUGGAUUCCAGCAUCCCUCAGGACUUGAGCUUUCCCGAGGACUAGAUUCCGGGGUCAUUGAAUCAGAUGUGAUUCCCAAGUGUUGUGAAUCAGGUAUACGGGAUUUCGACACCAAAGAGGAGCGCAUGCAAAAAUAUAUUGUGAAAGUUCAAACUCUGCUCACACGGUUCAGGGAAUGGUCAAUCACUCACAUCCCGAGAGAAGAGAAUGCAGAAGUAGACGCAUUGGCCAAUCUGGGCUCGUCCACGAAAAUGGAAGGAUCAGAUUCUGAUACGGUCGUACAGCUCAUGCAUUCGGGCAAACUGCCCAAAGACCCAAAGGCAUCCCGGGCACUCCACACCAAAGUAGCUCGUUAUAGCUUCUGGGGAGGACAGUUAUACAUAAGUUCAUUUCAAGGCCCAUUGGACCGGUGUUUAGGAGCCUCUGAGGCUAAUUACGUCAUGAGAGAGGUUCACGAAGGAAUUUGUGGAAACUAUUCAGGUGCAUAUUUAUUGGAGUUAAAAUUAGUUAGGGCAGGAUACUACUGUCCCGGGAUGGAACAAGAUGCUAAGGUAUUCGUUCAGAAGUGCGACAAGCGUCAACGCCAUGCGCCGUUAGUGCACCAACCGACAAAGCUACUGCACUCGGUAUUAUCCCCAUGGCCAUUCAUGAAAUGGGAGAUGGACAUAGUCCGUACGCUACCACUGGCUCCUGGUAAGGUAAGGUUUCUUUUGAUUUUAACUGAUUAUUUCUGUAAGUGGGUUGAGGUAGGACCUUACCAGAAAAUCGGCCAGCGCAAAGUGGUCGAUUUCCUAUGGGAGAGCAUGAUUUGUCUGUUCGGAAUACCAAAGAAGGUUGCAUGCGACAACGGGCCAUAUUUCAUAGGCAUGAAGAUCAAAAAAUUCCUUGAGGAUAUGAAAACCAAAAUAAUCACAUCUUCACCAUACAAUUCGAGCAUAAAUGACCAAGCAGAGUCGACAAACAAGGCGAUUAUUCAAAACCUCAAAAAGAGAUUGGAACCAACCAAAGGCAACUGGCCCGAAGAGCUACUGGGAGUGUUAUGGGCAUACCAGACAACGACCAAGUCAAGCACGGGAGAGACAUUUUUCUCUCUCUUAUAUAGAUCAGAAGCCCUGAUAUCGAUAGAAAUGAGAGAACAUACCAUGAGAUACAUCUGGGCAGAUGAAGAAACAAACAAUAAGGCGUUACUAGUCAAAUUAGAGUUGCUUGACAAACACAGGGACUUGGCGCACAUAAGGAUGGUGGCCCAAAAAUAA
Messenger RNA from Nicotiana attenuata, 1704 nucleotides. RefSeq lists its product as uncharacterized. Gene Ontology annotation, biological process: DNA integration. Gene Ontology annotation, molecular function: nucleic acid binding; RNA-DNA hybrid ribonuclease activity. The transcript is spliced from 6 exons. Bases 1 to 1704 code for a protein of 567 amino acids. The record is from RefSeq and is a predicted model, not a curated record. NCBI's taxonomy places the organism in Eukaryota, Viridiplantae, Streptophyta, Magnoliopsida, Solanales, Solanaceae.